Molecule: messenger RNA, 2959 nt
Organism: Chrysochloris asiatica (Cape golden mole)
Lineage: Eukaryota; Metazoa; Chordata; Mammalia; Afrosoricida; Chrysochloridae
Gene: GALNT13
Product: UDP-N-acetyl-alpha-D-galactosamine:polypeptide N-acetylgalactosaminyltransferase 13 (GalNAc-T13)
Exons: 13
Coding region: 566-2236 (556 amino acids)
Cellular component (GO): Golgi apparatus
Source: RefSeq, a predicted model, not a curated record
GGGCGAAGUGACCAAGCGGCAGCAGCGGUGGCGGCUUUGCUGAGGUGACAAUGUGCUAGGAGCCGUCGCUCAGUCUCCUGCGUCUCCUCGGCCUCCGCGCCCUCUCUCGCCGUGCUCGCCAAGCCCUCCAGCCCGCCGCUGCGCGCUAUGAGGGCUCCUCUUUGGAGCUGGCCAAAGCCGGAGCCGGCUUACUCUGCUCGCUGGGAAGUGUGAAUAUAGGGACGCGCGAGGGAUCCAGGACUGUGCGAGGCGCUCCCCGCCGGCGGAUUCCAGGUGAGAGUAGACCGCGCGCUGGGCACUGGGCUGCGCGCCUUUUGGGUUUGAUCAGCGUGUGAACUCAGUACGUGGACGUCGUUGCCUCUUAGUGGCAUCCUUGGCCACGGAUAGCAGAUGCAUUUUGUGGGAAUAUUUUGAGGAUGAAUGUUUGCAAAUCAUUUUGAAAUUGCCAAGCACUGUAUACAUGGGAUGCAUCCUGGUUUUAUUCUGGAUUUCAAGUUUGUGGCUUGGAUUUCUCACAGUCACAUCUGUCUUCGAUUUGUGUGUUAAGUAGAAAUCAAAGAAAGAAAUGAGGAGAUUUGUUUACUGCAAGGUGGUUCUCGCCACUUCGUUGAUGUGGGUUCUUGUGGAUGUGUUCUUACUUCUCUACUUCAGUGAAUGCAACAAAUGUGAUGACAAGAAAGAGAGAUCCCUGCUGCCUGCACUGAGGGCUGUCAUUUCAAGAAACCAAGAAGGACCAGGAGAAAUGGGAAAGGCUGUGCUGAUUCCAAAAGAUGACCAGGAGAAAAUGAAAGAGCUAUUUAAAAUCAAUCAGUUUAACCUUAUGGCCAGUGAUUUGAUUGCCCUUAACAGAAGUCUGCCGGAUGUAAGAUUAGAAGGAUGCAAGACAAAGGUCUACCCUGAGGAACUUCCAAAUGCAAGUGUAGUCAUUGUGUUUCAUAAUGAAGCUUGGAGCACCCUUCUUAGAACUGUUUCCAGUGUCAUCAACCGGUCCCCACACUAUCUACUCUCUGAGGUCAUCUUGGUAGACGAUGCCAGUGAAAGAGAUUUCCUCAAGUUGACAUUAGAGAAUUAUGUGAAAAAUUUAGAAGUGCCAGUAAAAAUCAUUAGGAUGGAAGAGCGCUCUGGGUUAAUACGUGCCCGCCUUCGAGGAGCAGCUGCUUCAAAAGGGCAGGUCAUAACUUUUCUUGAUGCACACUGUGAAUGUACUUCGGGAUGGCUGGAGCCCUUGCUGGCAAGAAUAAAGGAAGACAGGAAAACAGUUGUAUGUCCUAUCAUCGAUGUGAUUAGUGAUGAUACCUUUGAAUACAUGGCUGGGUCAGACAUGACUUAUGGGGGUUUUAACUGGAAACUGAAUUUCCGCUGGUAUCCUGUUCCCCAAAGAGAAAUGGAUAGGAGGAAAGGAGACAGAACAUUGCCUGUCAGGACCCCUACUAUGGCUGGUGGCUUAUUUUCUAUUGACAGAAACUACUUUGAAGAGAUAGGAACUUACGAUGCAGGAAUGGAUAUCUGGGGUGGAGAGAAUCUUGAAAUGUCUUUUAGGAUCUGGCAGUGUGGAGGAUCCUUGGAGAUUGUGACCUGCUCACAUGUUGGUCAUGUUUUUCGGAAGGCAACUCCAUACACUUUUCCUGGUGGCACUGGUCAUGUGAUCAACAAGAACAACAGGAGACUGGCAGAAGUUUGGAUGGAUGAAUUUAAAGAUUUCUUCUAUAUUAUAUCACCAGGUGUUGUCAAAGUGGAUUAUGGAGAUGUGUCAGUCAGGAAAACACUAAGAGAAAAUCUGAAGUGUAAGCCUUUUUCUUGGUAUCUCGAAAACAUCUAUCCGGACUCCCAGAUCCCAAGACGUUAUUACUCACUUGGUGAGAUAAGAAAUGUCGAAACCAAUCAAUGUUUAGACAACAUGGGCCGCAAGGAAAAUGAAAAAGUGGGGAUUUUCAACUGUCAUGGUAUGGGAGGAAAUCAGGUAUUUUCUUAUACUGCUGACAAAGAAAUCCGAACCGAUGACUUAUGCUUGGAUGUUUCUAGACUCAAUGGACCUGUAAUAAUGUUAAAAUGCCACCAUAUGAGAGGAAAUCAAUUAUGGGAAUAUGAUGCUGAGAGACUCACCUUGAGACAUGUUAACAGUAACCAAUGCCUCGAUGAACCUUCAGAAGAAGACAAAAUGGUGCCUACCAUGCAGGAUUGUAGUGGAAGCAGAUCCCAACAAUGGCUGCUAAGGAACAUGACCUUGGGGGCAUGAAUUCCGAAGACAUUUUCCCCCAAGCCAUGGAAGUGUCUACACUUUUGUUUUCCAUUAUUUCAAUUAGGGGAAAAUAUUAACUUUGCUUAACUGAAAGUUUUAAAAUCCUUUUAGUAUUCUAAGACACAGUUGUUUAUAAUUCAUUUUUAGGAAUGUUUGCUUAUUUCCCUACUGGAAUUUGUAUCUGAUAAAGAAGCACAUAAAAUGGUAUAAAUAACAGCAAACUGUUAUUAAACAUUACAACAACUUGAAAAAUGAAUUGUGUGGGUUUUUUUUUUUUUUUUUAUAUAAUGAUUUCUUUCAUCUCAUAGGAUCAACUAGGGAGUCAUUUUUAUUUUAUCUCGUCAUAGUGAUUGAAAGAACAAUAAUAUAAAAUGCCUUAUAAAACACUUUCAUUCUUAAAUAUUAUCAAUUUUUUAAAUAUCUCUUGUUUCUAUUGAACUUUCAUGGAAACAUAUUGGAUUUACACAUCAACAACCGGUCUACGUAUUAUUUCUGAACAGUGAAUUCAUCAUACAAAUAGAUUCCAAGCUUUGUACCAGGAAAACAGUUAAACUUGAUAUUGAACAUAUAGAGUCCUUAUGAAAGUAUCACAUCUAAACAAACAAAAAAACAGAAAGAGAAGGAAAAUUAGAAAAUUCAAUUUAAAUCACAUUAAGUCAGAAGCUAAUGAGGCAUUGAAUGAAGCAAGCUAAGCUACAACAAUUAAAUCAUUAUAAGGGA